This is a messenger RNA of Zonotrichia albicollis (white-throated sparrow), 2226 nucleotides long. The record is from RefSeq and is a predicted model, not a curated record. NCBI's taxonomy places the organism in Eukaryota, Metazoa, Chordata, Aves, Passeriformes, Passerellidae.
CUUGUAAAGGCCUAAAACAGAGGCUAGACAAAAUUAAAGAAUAAAACAAGGAUUUAUUAAAAGGCCUCAAUGAAUCCACCUUGGGCAGCACAAGAGCCCAGCCAGGGCUCCACCCAAAUGAAGGAUUUUGUGUGUCUCAAUGACUAAUCCCCUGACAGGCUUCCUCUUCCUUUGCUCAGUUUUUCCCAAGCCAAAAAAAGAUAUUUUUUAAAAUAAUGGGUUUAUUUGUAUCUCUGAAGGGCGGAGGUGGGGGUUGAGACACUUGGAGGUUUUAUUUCAUGCCUCAGGCGUGUUCUGCAGUUUAAAGCUGUGAUUUGGGAUUCCUGGGGUCUGCUGUGAGGGACUGGCAGCACUUUGGGAGGAGAGGGGGUUUCCAAUCAUUGGGGUUUCCUGCUUGAGGGAACACUCAGGAUGAAGGAUUGGUUGGGACCUAAAACAGUCCAGAACAGAGAUCAAAUUGUGGUGGUUUUGCUAAAUUCCAGCUGAGCUCCUUUCACUGAGGCCACUGCUUUUGCUGGCAGGUUGGAGCUGACUCCUGCUGAUCCCUCCUGUGGAAGGGCUGAUCAAAGGCCAGCAGCAGCAGCAGAUGAGCCUGUAGAGCUGGAAGCAGAGCUGCAGGAAGGCACAGAGCCAUGGCAGAGAGCUGCCCUCCCUCCCCUGGGCUCCACCAGGGCCUCAGGCAGGAUCCAGCCCCCAGGGCCAAGCGGCUCUCGGAUUCCACGGUGCAGGUGCAGGCCCUGCAGUCAGCCAAGAAAGCCUGCGUGCUGAGCCGCGACUGCAGCACCCCAAACCCUGCAGGGAGCGCUCUGCUCCCUUCCCCAGGCUCUGGCUGCUCCCUGUUCCUGGAUGAGAGCGGGCAGGACGAGCUCGGGGCCGCUUUUGCCGUGGCCAAGUACGAUGAUGUGGCCAUUUCCCUGGACAUCAGCAGGUGCUUCGACGACAGCGAGCUGGAUGAUUCCCUGCUGGAGCUGUCAGGCAGUGAGAAAGGCAAUUCUCCCUUUGAUUACACCGAGGAGGAGAUCCAGGAAAUCUUGGCUGAUGAUUCCAUGGAGGCUGAGCAGCAGCAGAACCUCCCUGGUGAGAGCCACGUGAGCCAAAGUGAGAGCGGGAAGAGCGACCAGGGGAUGUCACUCAGUGAGGCCACCCAGGAGCCUCAGGAGCAUCCCUCAGGCAGCUCUGGGUGUGAUCCUGGAGUUUUGAGUGGCUCUGCUGCUCUGGAUGGGGCUCAGAGGCUGCAGCAGGAGCUGGACCUUGACCUGCAGGAGCUGCUGAGCCUGAGCCCCUUUGCUGCUGCCUGUGCUGAGGAGGCUCUGGAGGAAAACAACCUGGAAAGAGAAACUUUGGAUGCCAUGAUAGAUGAUUGCUUGGGAUAUUCCACAGCUGCUGGGAGCUGCAUUGCUGAGAAAUCCUCAGAAAGGGCGAUGCCUAAAAGCCAGGAAAGCCUGGGGAAAUCCCUGCCCUCAUCCAGCCCUCCCUGUGGCCAGGGCACAGGGGAUCAGAGUCCAGCAUCUGGACUUCCACCCAAAAAAGAACUUCCCAAAGCAACACUGAGCUGUUUGUCAAGGAAAUCGGGCUCUCCAGAGGAUGCUGAAGGGGAAUCCAGAGGAGCUGAGCAGCCACCAGGCAGCACUAAAUUAAGGGACACAGCUGUAGGCCAGAGUGGGCAGGAAGAGCCACCCAGUGGCAAGAAAAGUGGCAAAGUAAUUCCUGUCCCACAGGAGGAGGAGGAAGAAAGGCCAAAACAACGGAGCUGCAUUUCAGAAGCACAGCCUGAGCAAAGGAGACGUUUCUCUCCAGGCUGUGCCAAUCCAAGUGAGGAAAAGUGUGGCUAUUACCUCAGGUAACCCCCAGGUGGGAGGGGAUGAGGCUGCUGGGGAGGGAAAAUUCAGCUCCUGGCUGGACUUGAAUUCUUUAUUUGGAGUGUGUUUGUUUUCAGAGGGGAAUAAAAAAUGUCUGUGAUAAUUUGUGCACUGCCAUGCACAAAAUUCCUGCACAGGAAUCAACCUGGCUCCAGGCCUGGCUCUGAGGAGUUUUACAGAUAGCUGGGAAAUGUUGUGAAAGGGUUUGAUGUGGAAAAUCAGGAAAUCAGGAAAAUACCAAAGCAGGUUUGUAUUCCUUGGGAAAAGCAGAGCUGAGCUCUUGUUCUGUUGGGGAUUAAUUUGGGUUUGUCAGUUCACAACUAUCCCAGAAUCAACAUUGGAAACACCUCCAGAACUUGGAGUUCCC